GAGCGUGUAGGCGUGUAUAUUACAAAAUACGUAAAAUCAGGAGAGAAUGUUGCGACGUUUAUGUGUUGUUAAAUAGAAUUUGACCUAUAUGAAUUAAAAUUAGAUACUGGCGUUUUAUUAGUUUUAUGAGAGAGUUAAGUGACAAGUUUGUUAUAGAGUUUUUAACAUGAAGUUAAAUAGUCUAAUCACAAAACAUACAACGGAAUGUUUUGUGUCUGACGCUAGAGUAGCGUGGAAAGCAUUAAACGGUGUAUUCGCUGUCUACAAACCACCAGGAGUUACGUUUCUCAAUGCACGAGAUACCAUACUAUAUCGUCUUUGCGAAGACUUGAACAGUAUGCAUGUACGUUCACCAAUCAAGCAUGUGCGCAUAGAGGGUAACACAACAAAAAAGAUGAAGGUAAUUGCACGUCCGAGUUAUGCUGAUCAUCCGCUAGUGGUAGGACCACGGUACCAACUCAAAGACUUCAGAUUAGUAUGCGCUAAUCACUUAAAUACAAACACAUCAGGGCUCAUGAUUUGUGGCAUCAAUAAUGCUGUUAGUCUGAUUGCUAACUUACGAGAUUCCAAGUCUCCGUCUAUUUACAAAGUUAAAGGCAUCUUGGGACAAGCAACGGACAAUUAUUUCAAAACUGGAAAGAUUGUCGAAAAGUCGACGUACAAAUAUAUACAACGUAGCACAAUCGACAAAGUAUGUGCUUCCAUACAGGCUGCUCAUCAGCGAAAGAUGUUCGAAUUGUGUGGUUUGGAUAUCCAAAGUCAAACUGCGUUCGAGUUGGCUGCUCAAGGUCUGGUAAGACCCGCAGAUAAGGAUAUUCCAAUGAUAUACAAUAUAAAAUGCGUGGACUUUGCGUCUCCUGAAUUCACGAUAGAAAUCGUCUGCAUAAACGGGUACGAGAUGUAUCUGAAAACUUUGAUUCAUGAAAUAGGUAUGCAGCUUCACAGCGUCGCUACAUGCACUCAGAUACAGUGUCUUCAAUACGCGUUAUUCAGCGUGGAUCAUGCUCUGUUGAAGAAAUAUUGGGACUUGCAACACAUUUUAAACAACAUUCAACAAUGUCACGAGAUUCUUCACGAAAAUAGAUAUUUAUUAAAACAAGAUAGUCCGAUAUUAACAGAACGAGAUGAUACUAAAUAAAAUCAUGCAAUUCAAAUUGCA
Messenger RNA from Ooceraea biroi (clonal raider ant), 1159 nucleotides. RefSeq names its product mitochondrial mRNA pseudouridine synthase Trub2. The record is from RefSeq and is a predicted model, not a curated record. Lineage: Eukaryota; Metazoa; Arthropoda; Insecta; Hymenoptera; Formicidae. Gene Ontology annotation, biological process: pseudouridine synthesis; RNA processing. Gene Ontology annotation, molecular function: RNA binding; pseudouridine synthase activity.